AUGGCUAGUAUUGACGAGGAUGAUUUAACUGACCUGGAUGAUCUUGAAAAGUCGUUCGACGAGCUAAAGUUGUUGGGUAUGUAUUUGCUAUUAAAUUUGACAUAUGUAUCAAUUGUAUAUGCGGUCUAGUCUGUACUAUAUUCAUUUUGAUAUAUUUAUCUUCCAAUAUGCUAUGAUAGAAUGUGAAGAAACCCUUACCAGCACUCCUGUGAAACGUCGGCCUUGUAAACGCAAUAUUUUGGAGGAUAUUAAUAACACCCAUUCAGAGUCGAGUGAGUUAUUAACCAAGAAACAUGCAUUGACUCCAGAAUCGAAGGCCUCUGGUCUACCAGCAAGGAAACGAACAAUGACUGGUAAGCUUUGAAAAUGUUCAUUGAAAUUGGUCACCAUUAAUUAAGUAGGACUAGAUCGUACUGCAUAUUUGAAUAUUUGAUAGCAUUGUAAAUUUAACUUGUGCCAUUAUUGGCCAUUUGAGACCAGAAAAAAUUUUGUUUGCCAAAUAAAUAGACUGUUUAAUAUUCUUAGUUCGAUUACUGUUUAUAUAAUAUUGUCUUGAAAAUGAAGUAAAUUUUGUCGGAAAAUAUUGGACAAUUCUACAAUUAAAGGCAGCAAUAUAUAACAUUUUAGAUCAUAUUGUAACUAUGGCAACCACCUGAUUUCAGUCCAAUAUAUAGCCAUAUAUAUGCAGGGGUAUCCCAAGAGAUAUAAACAUUUUUUUCUUAAAAUGUGCAUAAAAGCUUUGAAUUUGUGUAUUUGCCUUAUUUAAAAACCAUUAAUAUUCUUGCCUUUUUACGUUACAACAUACAUACAUGUUGUUUUAUUUCCAGGAUGUUCUCUAAAUGCCAGGGAAAUUCGUAGUCGACAUGAAGUUAUAUAUUCUCGCCUCUGUGAAGGGUUUGAAGAGAAAAUGGGCUCUGUAACGAACCAAACUGCUUUGUUGGAGUACCUGAAUGUUGAUGAGAAUGACAAAAGCCUUCUUACAAGAGCAGUAAAGGCAGUGUUUCCGGCAGCCGAUCUCAGAAGAAUCCGGAAAAAAAAUUAUCCCGAAAUGUAUCUUUUGUUCAGUAAAGUUCUUCUUUGUACUACAUUGUAUUCUUGGGUUUCACUAUGGCAUAAUGCAGUGAAUCUGGGGGGGGGGUCAACCUCAAAUGUAUUUAAUAUGCUUAUGCUGUACUGGAGUGAGAAAAUGAUACGAAAUUCCACACAUUUGCCACCAAACACAAGGCUAAUACACUCUGAUAACUAUGUUUUGUUUUAGAGUUCACCCCCCCCCCUGCCGUCACUUUUGUGACAUCAUAUGAAACCCAAGAAUAAUUGUUCAUACUUUUCACAAUGGGUCAUUCCAGAAAACAUCCAUACCACCCCCACAGAGGAAAUAGGAAGUUAACCCCCCUACCCCCUUUGGAUGUCCUAAUACAUUUACUAUUAUCAGAAACAUUUUUGUCUCCCCUCCCCCUCCGGACGGCAGAAAUUUCCUCCGUGGGGGGAGUAUGGAUCUUUUCUGGAACAACCCAAUUUGAAUAUAUUAUAUGACCAGGCAACUAAAGAACCUUGCAAGUGCAACAACUGUCUUAGAUUUGUCCUGUGUUAAUGGCAAAAUAUGAAUAUGUUGCACUAGUGAUUAUGAGGUAGUUAGGGCCCAAAAAUUAUUGGGAUUAACAUUCAGGCUUAAACCUUUUGAAUUUUACAAGGAGUCUCCAGUUGUUUCCUUAAGUAAUUGAAAGAUACCAAUAUCACAAUGUUGGUGCAAAGACUAACUUUUGGAAGCCGGAAUACUUUGACAAUGAUGAAGGUAUGUGUUAUUUACAGUUAGAGUACAGUAGUUGUGUAAAUAAGUAGUUAAACUGUGGUCCCCUAAUUUUAUUGGUAAUGAUUGUGUAUAAAUCCUUAUGCAUAACAAGAUGUUAACAUUGCCUCUGCUGACACUUUCUAAUGUCACAUUUUUUUCCAAUUUAUUGUAGAUGAAAUCAACUCAAUAAAAAUGAAAAUAAAUGCAUCCAAGGAAGUAAUGGAGCAAAUAUGGGUUCAACUGUCAGAUAAACUUCAGGAAAGUCCAGAUAUGAUCACCCUUGCUGAACAAUAUGCAAGAGAGUCGUUUGAACAUGACAAAUAUGUACAUGGUCUGGUCAAUUUGUAUGAAGAAGAGAUCCAGAGAAUUAACAGACAGAAAGAUGAUAUAUUAAGUUCAGAACAGAAGAAGUUGCUGAAUGAAGAGGUUCGUCAUCUUAGAUCACUUAACGAAUUUAAAGAUCUAAGAAAAAGUGGCAUUGGUGUACGCCAUGAUCUUAUUACCCCUGAUCUAUUUAAUGCAUUUUGCACACAAGUGAAAGAAAAAUGCCCAUUAAUUGACAGUAUAUUGGAGACUAUUUGUACCACAGCCAAUUCAGAAAAUAAUGUGAGAAAGACUAAUGAAUUAAAGUUCAAGUGUGCAUCCCAUGCAUUAGCUUCCUUGCUGCACAUACGGUCAUCAAAAGAUUCUACUGACUUUUCAUUAUUAUUUGGACUAUUAUGCAUUAGUUAUGGAGCAGGGAAGCAAUUUGUCAACAUGUUAAAUGCAAUUGGACUAUCACUUCAUUGGGAUACAAUGUAAGUACCGUAAUUAUAUUUUUUAAUAUACUGUACAUAUUUUAUUAGAUUACUCUAUAUUACACCAGAUGAUUUUACUUGUCAGGGGGGGGGGGGAAAGUUUGCACGCCACUUAAUGGGUGAAGAACUAAGGUCAAAGUUUAAGUGUCAUAUAUUUGCAAUAGCCGUAAAUACAGGGUGUGUAUAAAAAAAUUAGCUUUGUUAGUGAAUGUUAAACAGAUUGUGUGAUUAAUUUAGUUAAUUCAAGACUAUGAAAUGUAUGAAACAUAGUAUACACAUUCAUGUGGUGAUUAACCACAUUUUUAUCUGUGUACAGCAUGAAAUUUUUAGAUCAACGACUAAACAACUUCACAAGUAUUAUAAAGGAGAAGUUUCCUGCUGAUGUUCCUGUUAUACUUUUAAUGGAUAACAUCAAUAUAUAUAGAGGAAAACACAGACACCACAGGUUGUAUAAAGUUCUUGGCCCAACAAUGUGGAACUUCACAGGAAGAGGUGCUCUUGUUCCCAAUUUGACAGGGAUUGAGCAUUUGUUCCACAAAGAGGAGACAUGUAUUCUACCGCAAAAACCCAUUCUGGAGUUGAAAGCAAAUGAUGUAAUAAUUGGUAAGUAGUUAUGCAGUCUACUGUUCAGUACAUGUAUGUGUGUGUAUAGCAAGAUAAAAUACUAAUUAAUCUUUCUCACAGGGUCCGAUAUCUGCCAUUGUUUUUGAUACUGUCUUCAUAUAUCAGAGAAUCUAGACAAUCCAAACAAUAUGAAAAGCAACUUUUCAAAAUUGUAACUGUACUGUACAUGUAAUAUUAUACACACACAUAUACAUUACAGAUUUACAGUCAUAAUUAAAAGUCAUUUUUCAGUACUUACACUCUAAGGGUUGUGAGUGGCAGACUGGCAGUACCACGAAAAGUGAUAGAUAAACCCAGUGUUUUCAAUGACAAUUGUAAUAGCAUGCUGCGGUUCAAAAAUAGGCGUCUGUUCUCAAAGUUCACAGAAAAUGUACAAAUAUAAAUUGUACGUAUAUACAAAGAAAUAUGCAAGCGUUAAAGGCGGUAACCGCCUUUUAUUGAAAACACUGUAAACCCAGCAUCGGAAAGGCUAAUUGUGAUUGAUGGAAAGUGAAAUAAAUUGAAAUUAUUGUCAAAAUAUUUGUUAUUACCUGUAUGCACCUUGCACUGCAUUGGAUUGAUUGGAAACAUUUCUUCACAAAAUUGUUAUAUGUGGGGCCUUUCUACCUUUCUGGGGACUUAGGCCAAAUUUUCCACCACACCCUUGGCUAUUUGAACUGCAGUGCUAAACUGAACUGUUAAGGCCCGUUUACACGGAAAAUUUUUGCUGCGAUUUUAUAGUUGCGAUUUUCUCCUUUUGGAGGAUGUGAAGGAGUAGAUUACUUAAGAUGUUGUUAUAAGGUUUCACAACCUAGAACAUUUAUAACUCAUUUACUCCUUCACAUCUUCCAAAAGGAGAAAAUCGCAGCAUAAUGAGUGAAAGAACAUAAUGUGUGAAAUGUAUUUUGACAGAUUGCUGUUAUUAUUCUUAAAUGUGCAUAAUAUAUGGUUUGUGAUGUAUUUUUCAGAUAACCACCCAGAACAUGUGAAAUUAUGGAAUGAUUUCCGUGAUCAGUAUUUUCUUCAGCUUCUUCAAACUGGGUUAAAUUGCAUCCCACAGCCCGAUAAAGAUUUUGCAACUAUGACUGAAGAAGAGUUCAUGGAGUGGCUGAAAAAGCAAACUGUUGAAGGUGUUCAGGUAAAGGAAAAUUUUGUCAUUCAAGUUGCAGAUGUGUUAAAACCGUCUGUUGACAGCAGUUUUAAAUCUAGUGAUGUGGUAAUAUUACCUUUAUCAGUUGAAGAUAAUUCAACUAUAAAUGGCACUGCAUCAAUUUUGGAAGAGUUUGGUAAAGAAUUUGGCAUUGAUUGCAACCACCAGACUUCAUUCCUUCCUUUUGAUGAGAACAAAAACGUUUUUGAUUUGAAAGCAUCUCGUAACAGAUAUGAAUUCAUAACACACUUGGAGGAACACAAGAAAACGAUGUUGGAAUAUAAAUCCCAACUUGACAGUACUGAGAAAGAUUUUGAACACAAUUCAUGUGUCUUUCAGUCUGCUGAGGAUGACAAGGAAACAAAUGAAGAAAGUGAUGAUAAUGAUGAUGAUGCUGAUGAAGAGUCUGCUCUAAGCCAGUUAAAGAAAAAAAAAUUCCAGAAAAUCGAUGGGGCAUUUAAGAAAGUCUAUGAUGGAGUUGUUAAGAAAAUGUGGAAAGCAGCACACAUCUCAGAUCCACAUGCAUUCGAAAAAUUCUUAAAGGAAAUGGAAUAUAAGCGCCACGAAUGGGACACAAAUUCCAUUGCAGACCAUUUUGGAAGAACAAUAUUGCAUGCUGCUGUUGAGGACAAUAAUGUAACACUAGUGAAAACAUUGAUCACUGUUGGUGUUGACAUCAAUUGUUUGGAAGGAUGUGGUGCCUCACCACUAACAUUAGCUGUCAUAAAUAAGAAUGAAGGUAUUGCAAAGGUACUUCAUGAUAAUUUUGCCUUAAGUUCAGGUGCACUUUUUACAUGCAUGCCCAGUCCACUUGAAAUUGCAAAAGUUAUGGAACUUGAUACGAUGGUAAAACUGUUUGAGACUGAUCAGGAUUACAUAGAGGAUAAAAUAUUGCUACAAAGCUUUGAACAAUGUAAACCAGUUGAUAGUUCCGACAAAAUUGAAAUACCAGACGGUGAAAGUCAAGUUUUUAAGUUCAAUCGAUCUGAAUGCAGAUCAUGUCCUACGAUAAUUGUUGGUGACAAUGGGACAAAUAAAAUAUGUAGAAGUGUGAAGAAUCGGGCAUCGUAUGCGUUUAACUGGUGUUCAGAAUUUCCUGGAGACAUGCACACGAAGGGAUACUUGUGUGAAGCAUGUUACAAAGCAAUGGCCGAUGGUGGCUUUCAUCAUGUAAUUCAUACCGUAAUGAAACGACCAAAGCUAACGCGAGAAGCAUUUGGGAAAAGAAAGUUCCAAGACCAAAACUUGAGCCGUAUUAAAGAGGCAGUGCGGGACGGGGGUGUUGCUUUCGGUCUUGCUGCUGUACAAGAAUUUAAGAAGUCUGUGUACUUCCCUACAAAGUCGCAGUUAAUGGAAUCAUUACGUCGUACAGGAUCGCACAAUGAGGCCCUGUUAACAGGUUUCAAGAAAUGGUUGCAAGAUGGAAGUGCAGACGAUGCCUCUUUCAAGUAUAAUACAGACCUCAUCAGCUUAUAUGCACCCUUACUUGAACUCUAUUGCAAUGUUACAAAGUGUUGUGAUGGGCUAGGCAGAGAGGUAGUAUGGUUUCUUCUGUUACCGAUAUUUUGCCAACUUCGCAAAAGAAACUAUUGGACAGAAUCUCUUGUACACAUUGUCAAUUUUACCACCAAAUGGCCUUUAGCUGUGAGAAUGAUGAUGCGACAGAACUGUAGUGUAAGUAUAAAAGGAAACAGGAAUGCCAACAUUGCCCUGGAUGAGUUUGUUGAAACUUACAUAGUACAACCCCUCAAGAAAUAUGUGUCAGGUAUGCAAAUAUACAAUAUGCACUAUAUUAUUUCUAAAACUGAAUCAAUUUGAGUAAAAUGAUGAAGCAAGGCUCAUUAGAGUACAAUGCAACUUAACCCGUUAAGUGACAAUGUGCACUGAUACACCCUACUUUAUUACUUUACUGUCAACAGAUGAUUCACUAGUGAAGGGAAGAGUGCUGUCACUCAAUGGGCUAAUGAUAAUCAUACUGUAGCAAAUGUGUACAUGUAAUGUUAUUAAGUAAUUGGUAAGGAUACAACACCUCCAUUAUUACAUGUAUGACCAGAUUAAUUAAUGACUUAUAAGAAUUAUAAUGACCUACCAAUAUUCUGGGCCGUAACUAGACGCGAUAAUUGGGACCCCGCAUAUUAUUCUGCCGACGGACUUCUUUUGGAAGCGAUUGUUUUACGUUAUGUGAACAUGAAUACCGGAAUAUUCACCCCACCACCAAUUAUUGUCUAGUUACGGCCCUGCCAAUAUUGCUCCGAUGCAUAUCAAAUGACAACUUUCGGAAUUAAUUUGAUAAACUUUGGAAAUGAAUGUGUUUAUACUACUUUUGCUUACUCCAAAAAUUACUUACGCUGCUGCAGAGCCGUUAAAAUGUUGCUAUUGUGACAUGGUAUUUUUGGUCAUAUGUCUUACAUGGUUGUUUCCAUGCCAAGUUUGACUAUAUGCCAAAUUCAAUAUACCCUUAGGACCAAUGUUGAAAUAUUCAAACUGGAUUUAUGAAGAACUUGAAAAUUUUAAAACCAUUUUUAACCUAUUUCCUAUUUCCCUUUAACGAGACCAAUAGGAAAUAUUUUAUUCUUGUUUUACAAAUGUUUUAUAUAGGACAUACGACUGUGAAAAUGUGCAGGAGGCUUAUGGCCAAUGUACAAAUUUUUGGACAAGUGAGAAAUGCUUACACCGACCAUUCUGUGUUUGAUGUUCAUGUGACUACAAAGCACAAAGAACAAGACCCACUACCAGAUCAAUUAAAAGGCAUGCAGUUCUGUUUGAAAGAAAAGUUUUUCUCUCCACAAAAAGGCAAUAAGUUCAUCAACAAAUAUGUUGAUGGAAAAAAGGAUGGUCAUGUAAAGAACAGUCUGGUAGAUGUUUUCACAAAAGGUGUGAAGAAGGUCCAAGACAACUUUGACCAUAAGAUGUUUGAAUUAUUUCCAGAAUGGAGACUAGGAAAAAGAAGUGAAGGUGAAAAUGAAUAA
Paramuricea clavata is the source of this 7308-nucleotide messenger RNA. Lineage: Eukaryota; Metazoa; Cnidaria; Anthozoa; Malacalcyonacea; Plexauridae. The record is from the annotation of a GenBank genome assembly.